Messenger RNA from Haliotis rufescens (red abalone), 4057 nucleotides. RefSeq names its product uridine-cytidine kinase-like 1. The transcript has 14 exons. The record is from RefSeq and is a predicted model, not a curated record. Lineage: Eukaryota; Metazoa; Mollusca; Gastropoda; Lepetellida; Haliotidae. Gene Ontology annotation, cellular component: cytoplasm. Gene Ontology annotation, molecular function: kinase activity; ATP binding. Bases 20 to 1675 code for a protein of 551 amino acids.
GUUAUGAAGAUUGUCCUGAAUGACAAAACAAAAAGCAAUGUCGGACGCAGCUUUUAAAUUUGAUCCUCCAAGUUCUGCAAGUUCAGCAUCUGACAGUGGUAGCGGUGAGGAUGCAUUUCGUCCAGAUAGCCCGGAAGAUGACAAAGAUGUGCCUGCACCUCGAUCACCAACAAAAGUACCUAAAAGUCCCUCCAAACUUACCCCAGGGAAGAAGAAGAGUAGAGCACCAAGUAGCAGUAGCAAGUCCAGUAACAGAGUAGUGCAUACUGCUGGUCGCACGCUUUACACAUCAGGAAGACCGCCAUGGUACAACUUUCAGGGUCAACUCAAAGAGCCUUUUGUAAUAGGUAUUUGUGGUGGUAGUGCCUCUGGUAAAACUACAGUUGCCAGGAAGAUCAUCGAGGCCCUAGAUGUUCCCUGGGUUAGUUUACUCUCCAUGGACUCAUUCUACAAGGUGCUAAACAAAGAUCAACAUGAGAAAGCUGCAGUGAAUGAGUACAAUUUUGAUCACCCUGAUGCCUUUGACUUUGAACUGCUUAUUGAAACCUUGCGGAGACUGAAGGAUGGGAAAAUUGUUGAAGUUCCAAUCUAUAACUUCAAUACUCACAGUCGGGAGACACACAUGAAAACAAUUUAUGGUGCUAAUGUGGUGAUUUUUGAAGGCAUCAUGGCUUUUGUCAGCAAAGAGCUUGUUAAGAUGAUGGACAUGAAGGUCUUUGUAGACACAGAUUCGGAUAUCCGUCUCGCUAGGCGACUCAAACGAGACAUCAGUAAUCGUGGUCGUGGCUUGGAAGGGGUGUUACACCAGUAUAACAAGUUUGUCAAACCAGCAUUUGAGCACUACAUUGAACCUACAAUGAGUUGUGCUGACAUCAUAGUUCCAAGAGGUGGUGAAAAUGAUGUUGCUAUCAAUCUUAUUGUCUUGCACAUACACACCCAGCUGCUAAAUAGAGGCUUCAAACUGCGAUCAAAACUGGCAUCAUCUGCCACAAAUGGACUACCAAUGCCCAGUUCUCUGUGUGUUCUUGAUAAGACUCCACAAGUCCAUGGUCUUCACACAUUUAUAAGGAACAAAGAGACACCCCGUGAUGAGUUUAUUUUUUAUUCCAAGAGGCUAAUGAGACUGCUGUUUGAGUUUGCCAUGUCCAUGUUACCUUUCAAGUCUGUGAAAGUUGACACAACUCACGGAGGAGUGUAUGAAGGGAAGAGGCAGAGUGCUGUCAAGGUGUCUGGCGUGUCCAUCCUGCGAGCAGGAGAAACAAUGGAGCUAGCCCUGUGUGAAGUGUGCAAGGAAGUCAACAUUGGGAAGAUACUCAUUCAGACCAACAUGGACACAGGGGAACCAGAGUUACAUUACCUGCGACUGCCCAAGGACAUCAAGAACCAUUACAUCAUGUUGAUGGACGCUACAGUUGCUACAGGUGCAGCAGCCAUGAUGGCUAUUCGGGUAUUACUUGACCAUGAUGUGAAAGAAGACAACAUCACUCUCUGCUCCCUUCUCAUGGCCCAGUCAGGUGUGCAUUCCGUUGCCUAUGCAUUCCCAAAAGUAAAGAUUGUGACUACAGCUGUGGACAAGGAAGUGAAUGAAAAGUUUCAUAUUUUGCCAGGCAUUGGAAACUUUGGGGACCGUUACUUUGGUACAGAUUUUAUGUUUAGCACAGAACAAUACAACUGACCAAUUGGUUGACGAAAUUGGAUCAGUUGGUGAAUUAGCCUCAAGAACACAAGCCAGUCAGAGUAACAAGUAGUUUCCUCAUCAGAAGACAACAACAGAGUCCUUAUUUGUCUCCCCCUGAGAAGUUAAUCAAACCAUAUCUAUCACCUUCCACUGAAUAGUCAUGAAAGACAUCAUGGUUUCUGUUGCAAAGAUGUGUAACCAUGGCAACUUAUGAUGAUGUGCUUGUGGUUAGUGCUAGUUUAUGUUGGAUGGGAGUAUGGCUGAAAAGUCAGUUUGUUAUACUGCCUUGAACAUACAUUGUUGAAAAGUAGGAAUGGAGAUCUGUCCGUAGACAACCUUUUACAAGUUGCAGUCGAGUAAAAGUGUUAAAGCACUUGUUAUUAACACCUUCAAAUUUCAGAUAGUAGGAAUCUUACCUGCCUUAUAAUGUGUGCAGUCACGAUUUGUAAAUUGUUGAAUUUAAUAUUUUUUUACACAUUUUAAAGAAUUUGUUUUUGAAUUUUUGAAUUGUGUUUAGACUGAUUAUAUCUAAAGUUAGCCUUUUUUCUAAACUAAAAUUAUGUUAAUAUUUUUGUCAUGUUUACUCUAAUCAUGCUGAUAUUUUAUCACUUAAUCUUCCAGUGUUUCCAUUAAUUGCUAACAGCAAUGCUACUGCUGCUUGUUCUCAGAAUUUCAUAUUGGAAUAAACAUUUUGCUUUGUUGGUGGUUUAUGGAGAAUGUAUCCAUGCUAUCAAUACUUGCUAAGCCAGUUCCUAUAUACUGUUAAUCGUUGCUCAAUUUCCUUAAUCUUUCAGCUUUGUUUUAAGUGUAACUAAUUGAAUUUAUGUGAUCGAAAGCAAUUUGUUUUCACAUUUAUUUAUUUUCCAACUCUUAAGACUUACAUACUGCUAUCAUGUUUCUGUCAUUCCUAACAACUGCCAGAAUUUAACUGAAACUUGGCAAUAAACUUCAGUCUACUAGUGGCUUUGAGAAUAUACAUGUAUAUCUCAUUCAUGGAAAAGAUUUCAUUGACUGAGUAGGAUCGUACUGUGGAAGAAUGUGAGGCUGCAGUUAUAUGUGUGUGCCAGUGUUUCUCACAAUGGCAUUAAUGCUCUACAUUAUCAGUCACUUCCAUUACGAUGACGUUUAUUUUAUGUGCUUAUUGUUAUCUGUUGCUGCAUUUUAAUAUGUACUUUUGUGCAUGUGGAGUGAACGCAAAUGCUGUUGUAAUUGAAGUGGGUAUGCGAAGGAUGUUGUGUGUUUUGUAUGGGUGCAAGAUAUGUAUCUGAAACAGUACAAAAACUGUAAAUAUGCUGGUAUAUGAAGGAUAGUUUAUUGUCGUAUGAAGUAAAGUGAUUGGUUCUUUUCCCCUGUCACAUAUCAGAUAUGAACCUGUAAUCAGUUUCAUGUCAAGGAUUUUACUAAAAGAGUAAAACAAUCUUGCUCUAUCAAAUUUGUUUCUGCAAGUAGCUGAAGAAUUGCACAUGUGAGUGAAGGCAAUACUCACUCUAACUGUCUUUCAGUUUUAAAGAUUUAAGGCACAUUGCUUCAAUAAAUUCAUCACAGUCAUUUAUUGCAGAAUAGGGUGUUUCAUUUUUCUUCAGUGUAAUAACUCUUGAUCAUAGUUUGUAAAAUUAUGACCUUUGUAUUACUUGUUGGUUAAUUGUGUAUGAAAUUAAGCCAUGGAGUGUUUGAUACACUUAAGCAAUUGUCUUUGUGUUAUAUUGUAUAUCAUGUUGAUAAUGCCAAUAUAAACAUUCAUAGAAAAUAUCUUCUGAAGAAAAGACAAUAAAUACUCUCGUUCUUGUUUGUAGGCAUAUAGUAACAUAUAGAUGAUUGUUCACUAUCAUUUGUUAACAUUCAUGUGGAAUACUUUUUGCAUUAUGGCAUUUUUCACUCAGGAUGUUUUGAAGGGAUCAAAGGUUUUUCAAUAUUCCAUGUGCCACUGUGCAAAAAUAUUCUCUUCUAUACAUAAAACUGACCUCUGAAAUGAAAUGCAUGAUUGACUUAAUGAUACGUAUAUUAUUCAUUUAAUUCUCAGUCUGACUAACCUACCCUGUAUAUCUCGCCCUGUUUUAGAUUUCUAUCUGUGAUUGACGAUUCACAAAGUAAGACUGCCUCAAAUAUUAUUAAAAGUUCAAAAGUCACAUGUCGUUUCACAUAAAUCACAUGCACCUCAGUUUACAUAAAUCACUGUAUUGUUGCCAUCUCAUGUCAUUUCCCAAAUAUUCAUGUACAUUAUUGCAAUAUGCCAGCUAGUAAGUGCCAAGUCAUUUAUGAAACGGGGGCACGGGUGGCCCAGUCGUCUAAGGCGACGCGAUUUGCUGUGCAGAGUUGCGUCCCUUGGGCACGCCAGAAACCUAUGAUCGUGGGUUCGAAUCCCGGUUCGCCCCGACUAUG